This is a messenger RNA of Camarhynchus parvulus, 1093 nucleotides long. Its product is annotated as regulator of G-protein signaling 9-binding protein-like. Gene Ontology annotation, cellular component: neuron projection. The record is from RefSeq and is a predicted model, not a curated record. Gene Ontology annotation, biological process: G protein-coupled receptor signaling pathway. Bases 142 to 768 code for a protein of 208 amino acids. NCBI's taxonomy places the organism in Eukaryota, Metazoa, Chordata, Aves, Passeriformes, Thraupidae. The transcript has 2 exons.
GGGUGCAGUCCCCAGCCAGGGUGGGUGGGACCACCGAACCAAAACACAGCUCAGAGCGGGUCACAGCACAGCGCAGCGGCACAGAGCAGAGCCAGCAGCCACCGUGGCCAUCCUGCCCCUGCCCUGUUGUCACGGGCUGUGAUGGCACCAGGCAGAAGGGAUGCGUGCCGUGGGCGGGGGGCAGUGGGAACGUGUGCCACAGCCCAGGCUGCCCUCUGCAAGGCCACGGCCGGACACCGGCAGCUGGUGCUGCAGCUCGGGGGGAGCGGGGACGGCCCCCGGCUGCUAGAGGAGCGACGCAGGAGGAGCGCAGAGGCCUGUGAGCUCAGCAUGGGGCUGCGGCGGACGCUGCUGGCGGGGCUGCGGCAGGGCCCGGCCAGCCCUCGGGAGCGGCAGGAGCUGGAGCGGCUCUGGGUGCUCUUCCUCUCUGCCCUGGAGCUCUUCCUGCAGGACCUGCACAGAGCCCAGCACCUCUGCCAGCUCUUCUCCGUGCAAGGGGGCGGUGUUGCCCCGCUGCACACUGGGCUGGGGGGCUGGGGGCUGCCCAGCCGGAGAGGAGGGGGUCCCACGCAGCCCCCGACCACCCAGAGCUUGGAGGAGGAGAUCGAGCAGGUGAGGGCCACGCUGGCAGUGAUGGAGAGCGGAGCCAACAUUCCACCAUGGACAGUGGAAGCCACGGAGACCACACAGCCGGCAGAGACAAGCGGCACCGCAGAGAGAGCGGCCUGGGGAGGCGCCUGUGCUGGGCACUGCUGUGGGGUGCUGUGAGCUAGGGGGGCAGGAGAGGUGGCACCCCUGUCACAGAGCAGGGGACAGAGGUACCCCUACAGUCCUCAACCUCUGCCUUUGCAGGUGAUGGUGAGAGCUGCUCCCACCCUGUACACAAAAUGGGAUCACUCCAGGUCCCCAAAGAUUUAUAAACUCCUGUUACCCCACAGGGGUCUGUAUCCCUUCCACCCUUCCUGCCCACACUUGCAGAGGGGCCUCUGGGCACUCUGGGUGUGCCAGAGCUGCCACAGAAUCCCCUGCAGAAGUUAUAAACCUGCAUUUAUUUAUACAUUAACCGUGGCUUGGACUGCGACAUUAAUUUAAA